Dunckerocampus dactyliophorus (ringed pipefish) is the source of this 2194-nucleotide messenger RNA. It is a transcript of the gene rnf8, whose product is annotated as ring finger protein 8, E3 ubiquitin protein ligase. The transcript is spliced from 9 exons. Gene Ontology annotation, molecular function: histone binding; ubiquitin protein ligase activity. Lineage: Eukaryota; Metazoa; Chordata; Actinopteri; Syngnathiformes; Syngnathidae. Bases 107 to 1588 code for a protein of 493 amino acids. Gene Ontology annotation, biological process: double-strand break repair; ubiquitin-dependent protein catabolic process; protein K48-linked ubiquitination. Gene Ontology annotation, cellular component: cytosol; ubiquitin ligase complex; nucleus. The record is from RefSeq and is a predicted model, not a curated record.
GUCAACGAUACAGCUGUGUCAAUCCUUCCUUACUACGGCAGCAAGGCAGGGCCGACGUGCUAACAGCAAGUUGCAACAACGGGAACCUCCUCCACAAUGGGAUAAAAUGGAUAAAGUCGCAUCUGGCUCUUCUGUGGCUGAUGAAGAUGAAAGUUUGGACACAGAGGUUAUAUGUUUGAUGAGAGUCGGGAGGAAUUCCGACUGGCUUCGCUUGUUCGAAAACACAGAGGUUACUGUUGGCCGAGGCUUUGAUGUGACCUAUCAGCUCUUGUCUCCUAGUUACCCUUUAAUGAUAUCCAGGCUGCACUGUACUUUCAUUCAAAGGGAAGAUGGACACUGGACAGUCACGGACAAAAAGUCUCUCAAUGGCGUGUGGGUGAAUGGCUGCCGUAUCCCCACCGAAGAAGCCCACCCUCUUAAACUUGGAGACUCCAUACAACUUGGUGUGCCUGUGGGGUCCAAUAUGGAGUAUGACUUCACGCUUGUGCAGCGACCGCUGAGAGAAGUUAGGCAUAACUUGGCAAAGAGACCUAAUGGGGGCACAAAAGUAGCCCACAUAGCCAAGAAACCCAAGAGGAAGUUGGUCCCGGAAGAAGUGGAGCCGUCCACCUCAAAGUCCAAACUGUACCGCUGCUCAUCCGCAGACAAGUCAUUGGCUCAGUCUUGCCCUCUGCCUCCAGUCAUGCACGACCGACACUGCGAUCACCCCCAGACAGAGCAGACCGCUCCCCAUCGACACAUGGAAGAAACCAUACUGACCUGUGGUGCCUCAGGUGCUCCCUGUGACCUAGACAACUUGCAGACGUUCAGCCAGAACAUGUUGAUGCUGAGGGAGCAGGUGGAUAACACGGAACGGCAGGUCGCCAUGCUGGAGGGUGGGCCACAAUCGACUGACCCGUACAUAGAGGAGCAGGUCAAGGAAUUGCUACGGCCGCUGAAGAGCCUCUGUGCCAAGAUGCAACAAAUGAAGACAUUAGAGAGAUCCUUCCGUGCAACUGUGCAGCAGCCAGAGGCUCUGAGAACACAGCAGCAAGAGGAGCUGAUGAAAAAACAGUUGGAAGAAGCCCUGCAGGAGCAAAAGAAAGUAAUGGAUGAACUCGCUCACUCUCGGAAAAGCUUUGAGGAGAUUAUCCUGGCCAAAAACAAAGAACUUGAAGUAACAAAGGAGGAGAAGGAAAAGGCCAGGGCCCAGAAGGAGGAGGUUGUCACUCAAGUGACAGAGGUCUUGGAAAACGAGCUUCAGUGCAUCAUCUGCUCUGAGCUCUUUGUCGAGGCAGUCAUCCUGAACUGUGCUCACAGCUUCUGUUGUUACUGCAUCAAGCAGUGGUGCAAAAAGAAAAAGGAGUGUCCUAUCUGCCGACAGGCCAUCAAGUCUCAAACCCGAUGCCUGGCACUGGACAACUGCAUCGACAGCAUGGUGGAGAACCUGAGCUUGGAUAUGAAAGCCAGGCGGAAGAUGCUGGUCACUGAGAGGAAAGAUGCUGACUCUGCACAUGUGAUUGUGAUCCAAGAUGAGGAUGACAGCAGCAGAAACAGAAGCAGCAUCAGUAGAAGUGGUCAAGACUAUGGACACUCACAGCAGUCCUGAAAGAAGUUCCUGAAUUAGUUUUCUCUUAAUUCAUUUAUUUUUCUGCAGAAGACUGGAACAAGAAGUGGUCUUAUUUGUCAUGUUUCCCCAGGAUGUCCUUGAGAAACGAGUCUGUCCUGUUUUUUUGUUUGUUUUCCAACAUCUAGAAUAAAAAAUGUUCCUGUGCAUAUCAUCUCUCAGGCUGUAAUGCUGGAGCUGUUUGACUCAAUAUUCUCAGGUCAAAAGUGUAACAAGUUAACAGUGUUGUUUUUGUGUGAUAUUGUUUAAAAAAAAUCAAAGAAUUGUGUUGCAGCCAAUUUACUGCCUGACGGGUUUGGGCUGCAGGUGGCAGCAUUUAGUUUAGCUAGUGGCUUUUAGUUGGCCGGCGUUCGGUUGUUAUGGAAAUAAGUGUCAACGGGACUGUUCGUUGCAGGUAUGUCCUCCAGUUGGUUUCCAAUAUAAAUUGUUUUAGUUGAUAUUCCCCUUUGAGAUGUAGCACAGCUAAUGUUUGCAACAGCCACUGUAUUUGACUAACAUUGAUCAAAGUUCUGCUUACCUUUUAACAAGAAGUGUGUUAGCAAGGUAGCUACCUAGCAUGACGAGUAACUCAUUAAAACCAUUAACAGC